AUGUGACAGUUGUACACAACAGUAUUAUACUCAAAAGAUAACUUACUUAAUCUGCAUUAGGUACACAUAUAUAUAUAUUGUACUCAAAAGAUAACUUAAUUAAUCUUUCUUGUUGCGUAACUGAUGUGGAACAAUACCAAUCAUAAACCAGGAUCAUUUGCUAAAUUAUAAAUUAUUAUACUCAAACGAAAGAGAGGAUUUACAUAAACGUUGUUUAGAAAAGACGAAUACAAAAACGUGUGUUAAUAUAUUAGAGAAUUGUAUUGAAACGACUAGUUGGAUAAAUAGCUAUGACGAUGAUCCUGCAUGAUGAUUGUACAUAUUCAAUGAUAUAAACAAGUUUAAAUGAUAAGUUCAAAACAACAAGUUUAAAUGAUGUUAAAAAAAAAAAAUUCAUCGAAAAGACUAUUUUAUUAAUCAGACUUAAGUUAGCUUGGGUAACUAUAUCGGAAUCUUAACUAAAAAAAAAGUUUAAAUGAUGGUUAUUGUCUAUUUUAUAUAUGUAGAACAGAUAAGUUUAAUAAUGAUAUAUGGGUGUCUUUGUUGAAUAUUUUUCUUUUGGGUCAAAUUUUGUGUAAGAUAAUUGUUGUAUAGUUUUAAAUUUACAACUCGGCACCGUCCGAGGUUGAGUUCCAUGUGCUUGAUUAGAUUAGAUUCCCUAGAAAUCCAGAGAUAAUUGUAAAGUGCUGUGAACAAAAGCAAUCAAUAAAAAACACUUAAAAAGAAAAUACAGUUAGAGUUUAUAUAUUGAUUAUGUGAAUGAAUAAUUUAUAAUUUAUAAAUCUUUAUUUGUAUAACUUUAAAAUCUGUUUUCUUUUUCUCUUUAUAAAUAUUUUUUUAUCUACUAAAGACAUUUUUCUAAAAGACAUAUGGAAUGUGUAUUUUAUUGGCGCACCAUGAUUUAAGUCCAUCCCGAAUUCACAUAAAUACUUGGUCUGAGGUUUGUAUGAUUGUUGUGGCCAAUAUGAUGAUGAUGAUGAAGACUCGAGUGUUUUCAAGGCCUUUCUCACUGGUGCCGUCGCUCAAAUACCCGCCUCGCGGAGUAGUUAGAGCUUCACGAGAUCAUGUUCGUGCGGACAAUCUAAAAAGUCACAGUCCUUCAGGCUGUUCAUGUGGAAGAAAACAUUUUCUUGAAGCAGCUAGCCCGACGAAGCCCUUGCUUCCCCUCUAUUCUCCUAAUGCUUCGCGAUCCAAGGAUGUUUUGGGAACAUUUCAGCAUCAGAGGCCAGAUUGGUACAAGGAGCUUUUUGCUUGGUUCUUGAGCACAGGAAUGCGAUCUUAUGAAGCAGAGAUCGCCGGUUACAAGAGGAAACUGUUCGAUAAUCUGACUGCUAAAGCAGAAAGAGUGCUGGAGAUUGGUGUUGGUACAGGUCCUAAUCUGAAGUACUAUGCAAGUAAUGAAAACGUCUGCGUUUUCGGUAUGGAUCCAAAUCAAAAAAUGGAAAAGUACGCUUGCGAAGCUGCUAGAGAAGCCGGACUGAAACCUGAAAACUUUAGAUUCAUGCAAGGAGUAGGAGAAGCUAUACCAUUAGAUGAUAACUCUGUGGAUGCAGUCAUUUCAACACUUGUCCUGUGUUCUGUCCCAGAUGUUAAGCAAACACUUCAAGAGAUCAAGCGGGUUCUGAAACCGGGUGGGAUAUUUCUGUUCAUCGAGCAUGUAGCGGCUGAAGAUGGAACUUUUUUCAGGCAUGUCCAAAAUGUAUUGGAUCCACUACAGCAAGUGGUUGCAGACGGAUGUCAUCUGACAAGAAACACCGGCUUAUACAUUGCCGGUGCUGGUUUUAGUGGUGGCGCUGAGAUCAACACUGCGGCAAUGUAUAGCUUCCCUUGGAUAAUUAGACCUCAUGUUUAUGGAGUUGCGUAUAAGUAACUAUGCAAGUAAGAUGCAAAAGGUGUAUAAUUUCAUGAUCGUGUGCUAAAUUAUAUUUUCAGAAUUCUCUUGUAUUAAGCAACUUCUUGUUAAUUUGUGGCAAUUUUCUUGGACUUCUUCAAAUAA
This is a messenger RNA of Brassica rapa (field mustard), 1996 nucleotides long. Its product is annotated as methyltransferase-like protein 7A. Gene Ontology annotation, molecular function: S-adenosylmethionine-dependent methyltransferase activity. The record is from RefSeq and is a predicted model, not a curated record. NCBI's taxonomy places the organism in Eukaryota, Viridiplantae, Streptophyta, Magnoliopsida, Brassicales, Brassicaceae.